AUGACAGACUCUCAAUCGCCGGGUGCGAGUGCACCUUCAGAUGGCAAGCCCGAAAUAACCGGUUUCAUCCCUGGUGAUGACACCUGGACCCAGUUCAAGAAUAUUUAUUCCAUCCUCACGGGCAAGAUGUCCAACGAGGGAAUGGAACAGUUCCGUGUGGCUCGAGACGAUCGCAAUGAAGUCGCAGAUUGCAAGCGCUGUGAAGACCAGCGCGACUACCUCCUGCAAUACAGUCCUACGAUUCGUUUCCUCAGCGAGAGCAUUCAACAAUUAGGAGGUGAUCUUCAUAAGCACAACAUCCAUUGUCGCCGUUGUACAGACCGAAAGGGCGGUGGCUUCGAUCCGGAAUAUGGCAUUCUGCUUUGCGCCAACGAGAUGAAGGACCAGGGACAGCUCGAAGACACAAUGGCCCACGAAAUGGUCCAUGCGUUUGACCACCUGAGAUUCAAGGUCAAUUGGACCGACAACCUACGACAUGCGGCCUGUGCUGAGAUUCGAGCGAGUUCACUGAGUGGAGAAUGCCGAUGGGCGCGCGAGUUCUUCCGCAGAGGACAAUGGAAGCUCACGCAGCAGCAUCAAGAGUGUGUUCGACGCAGAGCUGUUCUUUCUGUGAGAGCACGCCCAACUUGCAAAGACGAAGCCCAUGCUACCAGGGUAGUCGAUGAAGUUUGGGAUAGUUGUUUUAGGGACACCCGCCCAUUUGAUGAGAUUUACCGAUGA
This is a messenger RNA of Penicillium salamii, 720 nucleotides long. NCBI's taxonomy places the organism in Eukaryota, Fungi, Ascomycota, Eurotiomycetes, Eurotiales, Aspergillaceae. The record is from the annotation of a GenBank genome assembly.